Molecule: messenger RNA, 483 nt
Organism: Paramecium tetraurelia
Lineage: Eukaryota; Ciliophora; Oligohymenophorea; Peniculida; Parameciidae
Exons: 1
Source: RefSeq, a predicted model, not a curated record
CAGAUUUAAAUGAACUUUUUCAGGAUUUGGUUAAUUGAAUAAAGUUGUCCUUGCUCCAAAUAGAUCAAUUGGAAUUAUUACUAUGCAAGACGAUAUGCAGACUACUAAGGCUUUUACAAAUCUCUAAAAUUAUAAAUUUAAAGGAUCUAUUCUAAAUUUAGAAUGGGCUACAACAACUUUAAUAGGAGAAGUGAAUGAAGUAAAUCAAUAAAUUGAGGAAUAAGAAAAUGAAUUAACUCGAAUGCUUUAUGUCAAGAAUAUUAAUGUUUAGUACAACUGUAAAAACUUACUGAAAUUUUAGUCCUUAAAGGUGAAUGAUAUUUAAAAAAGUCACUAUCAUUAAUAAAGAUGGAGUCUUUUAAGGCUACUGAUUUAUUGAAUUUGAUAAACCAGAAUCUGCCAAAAAAGCAUUACGAUUAAAUAACUUGACUUUAGAUGAUCAUUUAUUGCAAGUAAGCUAAAGUAAAUUAAAACCAAAACAAG